Dendronephthya gigantea is the source of this 1889-nucleotide messenger RNA. RefSeq names its product histone H4 transcription factor-like. The transcript has 8 exons. Gene Ontology annotation, molecular function: DNA-binding transcription factor activity, RNA polymerase II-specific; RNA polymerase II cis-regulatory region sequence-specific DNA binding. The record is from RefSeq and is a predicted model, not a curated record. The coding region runs from base 143 to 1741 and encodes 532 amino acids. Gene Ontology annotation, biological process: anatomical structure development; regulation of transcription by RNA polymerase II. Lineage: Eukaryota; Metazoa; Cnidaria; Anthozoa; Malacalcyonacea; Nephtheidae.
CAAAAGCGGGAAAGAAUCUUCUGUUGCGGAAUGUUAAAUUUAAAUUUUAUGGUCUAACUAUUAGUGAGAUGUUUAAAAGCUUAAAAGCUAGUCGAUUGUUGAAAUUUUUUUGUCCUUUUUAUAUACCUAAUCAAACCUCGCAAUGAGUUAUGCAUGUGAAUGGGAUGGUUGCUCGUUCACGUCAGAUAAAUUUGACAUAUUCUACGAUCAUGUACUCGAGCAUACCGCCACCAAUUUUCGUGACCCUGAUGAUUUGAACGAGAUUGAAUGUCAAUGGAGCCAGUGCUUUGCUGAUUCAUACGAAGAUGAUCUAGAAUAUCGAAGACAUGUGUUAUUUCAUGCAUACCAUGCAAAACUUAAAAAUCUAGGUCUUGAAGCUCAAAGAAAUGCAGGUCUGGCACCAUGCAUAUUAGAUCCUCAGGCAAGGAAUUUAGUCCCCGAUUUUCCUGAACAAUUUUAUUGUCAUUGGGAAAACUGCGAAGUUGUCACUUCAUGUCCGAGGUAUUACUAUACACAUAUGGAUGGCCAUGCACAAAGUACAGUUAAAGAUGACUCCAAUGGCCUAGUAUCAUGCAGAUGGAAAGACUGUUCAUUUACAAGUCCAAAGAGAUUCAAGUUGAAAGAACAUUGUCGAACACAUACCCAUGAAAAGUGCUUUGGUUGUCCAAAUUGUGGAGGGUUGUUCUCUAAUAAAACAAAAUUUACAGACCACCUUAGGAGACAAAACACAAUGGAAAGUGAGAGUUACCAAUGUUCUCACUGCUUGAAAUACUGUGCUUCAGAAAGAAUUCUUCGUGAUCACAUGCGGCAUCACAUCAACAAUGUCAAAUGUUCAUACUGCGAAAUGACAUGUCCCACACAGUCAGCUCUUCAGCAUCACAUAAAUUUUCGUCAUUCAGAUAGCAAACCAUUUUCAUGUGAAAUGUGUGAAAACAGUUUUAAAUCGAUGAAUGAUUUACGGCGCCAUCAACAAACACAUAAUCCAAUCUACAGCUACGCCUGUCAAGAAGAAGGCUGUGAUUAUGCCUCGAAAGCUCUUCAAAGUUUAAAAAGACAUAUUAAACUUUGGCACGAGAACUCAACAGCAGCAGAUGCAGGUCAAUACGAGUGUCAUAUUUGUCGCUUACGUUACUCAAGGGGAAGUACACUCACAAGACAUCUGAAGAAACAACAUACAUUUCGCUGGCCUGCUGGACAUAAAAGAUUCAGAUAUAAAGAAGAUCAUGACGGCAUAUAUCGGUUACAAACUGUGAGAUUUGAAAGUGUUGAAUUGUCGCAACAGCUGGAGGCUGCACGGAAGAAACAACAGAUAGGUGAAGAGAAUGGGACGGAGGAUGACUCUGAGACAGCGGAAGGUUCAAAUGAUCGUGUUAUCGCGAGGAACGUAUCUUCACAGGAAAACGAGGAGCAAAUUCAGAUUACAAGAACACCAUCUUUUUCCAGUCAGCCUGAAACUCUUCCACAACCCGAGUCGAAUAUUAUGUCUUCUGUUCCAACCCAACAAACUGACUCAUUUUUAGAAGUGCUAAGCCAAUUGCAACAGCAUUCUCAGCAAGGAACUCCAUAUUGCUCGACUAUUAACAAUGCAGACAUCUCAUCAAAUGUCCCAAUAUCCAACGUUGCUCAGUCUCCUAGUGAACCUCAAAUACAGCUGACAGCAUUGCGUGAUAAUUUCGAUGUGCAGGAAGCUGUCUCGUUGCUCGCUAUGUUGAAGAAUUCGGGGGUGACGUAUAAGUAUUGAAAGAAAAUUAUUUUAAACUUAGCGUGGAAGAACGUUCUUAAAAAUGCGAGGAAAUCUCAGUUAAACAAUGUUUUUGUUUAUGAUGCAACCAUUUUCAAAUUGCCACUGUGUGAUAUUAAAAUCUUAGUAGAGUUAUUAAACUGGUAAA